Messenger RNA from Psilocybe cubensis, 2286 nucleotides. RefSeq lists its product as uncharacterized. The transcript has 10 exons. Lineage: Eukaryota; Fungi; Basidiomycota; Agaricomycetes; Agaricales; Agrocybaceae. Gene Ontology annotation, biological process: DNA-templated transcription; regulation of DNA-templated transcription. The record is from RefSeq and is a predicted model, not a curated record. The coding region runs from base 1 to 2286 and encodes 761 amino acids. Gene Ontology annotation, molecular function: zinc ion binding; DNA binding; DNA-binding transcription factor activity, RNA polymerase II-specific.
AUGCCACACUUGCCCUUGACCGAAACUACGAUUAAAAACAGUAUCGACUUGAAAGCGAAUGGCGAAGUCAGUAGAAUGCGAAGUCAUAAAGGUAACAUGCCUUCACUACCGCAAACCAAAUAUUGCGCGUUGUGCCCUGCCAAAUUCACGCGAACAACGCAUCUUAAUAGACACCUUCGUUCACACACCAACGAACGUGCACAUCGGUGCAAUAUAUGCAAUGCCGAGUUUACUCGUAGCGAUUUAUUAACGCGACAUAAGCGAACCUGUGGGGACUCAAAUGUGAAUCGAUCCAGAAGAAAGUCGUGUCAGGCAUGCGCAGAGUCCAAAGUUAAAUGCAAUCUCCAGCAACCUUGUUCCAAAUGCUCGUCGCGAGGCAGGGAAUGCGUAUUCAUCAACGAUCCCGAGGCAUCCCGCAAUAGAAAAAUCGCCAAAAAGGCGGGCAAACCCGCCCCAUCCGUGGUAUCCAGUGAAGGCGACUUCUCGGAAUCAACGACAAGCUUGGACUCUCUGGGACCAUCCAGUCCAUCCUCGACGUUUUCCUUUGGCUCACAUGGCCAACAAGAUAACCUUUCGUAUCUUGUUUCUCCGCCUCCUACAGGCCAAUUACUACCGGGAUCUUCAUUUGGUCUCCAGACUUCUGAUUGUUCUUCUUCUGCUUGUUCUUCAUCUGCCUGCUCUUCUCGGUCAUCUCCGCAACUGGACUACUUCGAUGGUCGCAAGCUUUCCAACUCAUUCAAUAUGAGUUUCGAGGCGCUGGAACUCGAAGCAGACUACAACAACGACUACUUCCCAAACACGGUCGACCCGUUCGUGGAGGACGGCUAUUCCCCGUGUGUCCCUCGAGUCCAAACCGAAACAGAUCUGUCAGGUUGGUUCGAAACAAACCGGACUAGUGCCGUAUACGGCAAUAGCGACCCGUCCCUGUACUCGCAGUCGCAUUGUCUACCGACAAAUAUGGACUUUGUCAAUAACUCCGCGAACCUGAAUCCUGCCUCAUCUGGAAAAUCGCCCUUUUUGAGACAUACUUUCUCCACAAUUCCACAAGCAAGUCAAACCACGCCCUCUCCCUUUGCUCAUUCCUCGGCGCAAACGGAUCCGACCACCGAGGAGUUGAACCAGUACCUCUUCCUCUUUUUCUCAGAGUUCAAUCACCAGAUUCCGCUCUGCCACCACCCAUCAUGGAGAAUGGAGACAGUCCCUCCUCUUCUGUUGAGCGCAAUGCAAGCUUGCGGCGCCUUGUUUGCCAAAACUCCUACAUCAAUUGAAUACAUUGGCAAAGUUCUAACUACGUCGCGGGAUACGCUAAUCAUGGAAUAUUCGAAGCCAACUUGCACUCUCAAAGAUCAUAUGAAUCUAAUCUUAACUGUGGUUCUUCUGCAGUCGAUUGGGUUAAUUCAGUGCCGGCCGGACCAACGGGCGCUGUCCAAAGUUUACCACGAGAUUCUCGUUAUGAUGAUUCGAAAGUCCGGCUUGAUCAAACUCACCCAAUCCUGGCCUCCUCCUGAGUUCUCCAAUCCGCAGUAUCUGGAAAAUUCUUGGAGAGACUGGGCCAGGUACGAGACGUUCAAACGAGCACUCCUCUUGGCUUAUGUCCAGGACUGCGUACACGGAGUGUACUACUCGGGCCAACCUGCACUUACAAACUCUGAGCUGGAUAUCAAUCUUCCGGCGGAUGAUGAUCUCUGGAGGGCGCAGACCGCACAAGAUUGGUACCAACUUCAAACCAUGCCUUCUAAUUACGGAAUAGGGAGCGCCCGCAUUCUCGGCAUGAGCUUGCAGAUGUCGCUCGCUGCCCUCAAGGAACAGGCCCCAGCAGCCUUCCCUUACACUGUCAACCCAUUCUCUGCAUUUAUUCUUAUACACAGCAUUUUGAGGGACGUGUUUCUGCCGCCUCAGACCCCUAGGCCCAUACCAACGAAUGGCGCCAGUGAUCCGGAUGCAGUCGAUACGCUUACUAUCCAGUGUGCGCUCCACAAUUGGCAUCAAAUAUGGUCUAGCAACCAUGAAGCUCUACGUCUAGAGCAACACAAUCCUGACAAUGCCUUCGUGCACAAUGCAUCACCUUUCUACUGGUUGGCGAGGUUAGCACAAGGCGCGAAACACAACGGAUCCUUUGUCGUCAGGGCGUUAAGCACCAAGACCGACGUGGAAGAUCGUUAUCGGAUGGUCAAGGCUUGGAUACACCAAAUACACUCCAGCAUUCGACAUGGAUCACAAACAUCUCCACAUCUGACUUCCCCUCACGCGCACUCUCGGCACGGUUCUUUUUCUCAUGCUUCAUAG